AUGACUACUCGAAGAGCUUUUGCUAGAAGGAUCGAGGGAGAAAAUAUUGGUCAAGAAGCUCAUUCUCAAGCUCCUCAAGCUCCAGUUUACCCUUUUGCAGAGCAAGUGACUAAUGCAGAGUUUAGGACUGCUUUUAAAGUGUUGGCUCAAGCUGUGACAGCCCAAGACAAUAGGGAUGUUGUGAAAUCAAAUAUGGUUGCCGACUUUAGGGUAAGGAUGAACAAGUUCAUUUUGGAUGUGUCUGAAUUGGUAGUGAAAGAGUGCUGCAUGGCUAUGCUUUUCCAUGGCAUAGAUAUUGCUCGUCUUAUGAUUCAUGCCCAACAAAUUGAAGAGGAGAAACUUAAAGAGAGGUCUAGAGAGACUAAGAGGUCUAGAAUCGGUGAUGGUAAUUUCUCUCAUGCUAGGUCUGAUGGACAUGGUCGUCCUAGGUAUCGACAAAGGUUUUCCGGGCAAGGUUCCUCUAAUUCUCCUAAGUUUCACAAAAAGAGGGUGUCUAACCCUAAACCUCAAGGAGGUGGUGGUGGGUCUUCAUUGCCAAAUUGUGCUGAGUGUGGAAGAAAUCAUGAAUGUAAAUGUCUAGAGGGUUCCAACACUUGUUUUGGUUGUGGUAAGAUGGACCACAAGAUGAGGAAUUGUCCUUCAGUUGAGAAGAAUGAGGGAGAUAGUCCUCGUAGGGCUCAACCCUAUCCUUCAUCCGGUCCAAGUGGUUCGGGUUCGAAUGCCACUAAGCAAAAUAGAACCCUGGUAGUCAGAUUUCAGUAUCCGAAUGAGCGUAUCCUAGAGUGGAGUGGGGAAAUGCUAUGCCGAAAGGUCGAUUUAUUUCUUGUCUUAAAGAUAGAAGAAUGA
Messenger RNA from Solanum verrucosum, 846 nucleotides. RefSeq lists its product as uncharacterized. The transcript has 3 exons. Bases 1 to 846 code for a protein of 281 amino acids. The record is from RefSeq and is a predicted model, not a curated record. NCBI's taxonomy places the organism in Eukaryota, Viridiplantae, Streptophyta, Magnoliopsida, Solanales, Solanaceae. Gene Ontology annotation, molecular function: nucleic acid binding; zinc ion binding.